AGGUACUGCUACCAAGGAAUCCGGUGGAGCCAGUGGGUCGGCAAGCCUGAGUGACGCUGGUGCAACGCAGACAGUUGAUUUGGAGCAGGAGGCUAUGGUGGAUCCGACGCCGGUUGCUUUGGCAGUGGAGCCCGGGGAAGGUGCUGUGUCCUGCCGUGAGAAACGAAGAAUUUUGAUCUGCGGGCACAGUAUGGUGUUUUGGGCGGCUCAUCAGGCCAGGCGGUCAGCUGUCGGGUCGCAGCUGGGCCUGAGCGAGUGGGCUGCAGUGGAGUGGCAGGGCCGGCGGGGCCUGCGUUGGCCUGGUUUGUUGCCACUGUUGUUUGGGCGUAGUGGGCCUGUCCCGCACAUCUUGGUUAUUCAUUUAGGGGGGAAUGAUUUGGGGCUCCUUCAUGGGAGGGCCUUAUCACUGCAGGCCAAGUGGGACUUGCGGGAGAUUCUGCGGAGGUGGCCCGAUGUCCUUAUAAUGUGGUCCGCUAUGUUGCCUCGCAGGGUCUGGCGGGAGGCAAGGGACCGGCGAGCUAUCGAAAGGGCUAGAAUGAAGGCCAAUCGGGCUAUUCAGAAAGCCCUCGGGGAUGGUUUAGGGGUUUAUUUGCCCCAUCCCAGGAUCAGGGCCGAGGUUGCCGGCCUCUAUCGUAAGGAUGGGGUUCACCUGUCUGAGGCCGGCAACCAAAUUUUCCUCAAUGACUUGCGGCAAGGUCUUAGGUUAGCCCUGGGCCAGUAGUGGGGCGCUAGGGCCUAAGCAGAGGCUUGGCCCUGGCGUUGGCGGGAUAGAGUUGGGCUUUAGUCAGCGGGCCGGUGAGCACCCUUGGCGCUUCCCUAGGUGUGGGGAAGAGGGGUCUGCUAGGAGCGGCUGGUACUGCUUGUGACGGCUGCCAGCGCGCGUGGGCAGGCUGCCUAGGUAACCCCAAGUGCAAGUCCAGCCUCACUGCUGUACGGCUGAGGAUUGGGAGCUUGGAAGGGGGAACCAAUUUGCCAGGCUGUCCGGGUAUCCUAGUCAUCUUUUGGAUGGUUAGCACCCGGGGCUUCGGGGCUCGCCCAGGCAGGUCAAGGCGGGGGUCUUUGGAUUGACCACGUGGCUUGACCUGUACCGCUUUAACCUUGCCGCAGUUUGUUGAAAGUUAAUGUUGUGGUUAAUUUAAUAAAG
Molecule: messenger RNA, 1144 nt
Organism: Eublepharis macularius
Lineage: Eukaryota; Metazoa; Chordata; Lepidosauria; Squamata; Eublepharidae
Exons: 2
Coding region: 95-721 (208 amino acids)
Source: RefSeq, a predicted model, not a curated record